AUGGUCAGCUCUCAGGGGAGCUACACGGCAACGGAUCUUUCACGAAGGACGGAGAAUACAAGUUACUCUAUUCCAGAAGACGGACACCCUGUCACCAUACAAACCUCCCGGAAGAAGAAGAAGGACCAUGAGGUGACUAGUGCUGUUAGUACGGUUGGGCAUGGAACAAAUGCUUCUCUUCUCAUAGAAUACUUUGAGAGUGGUAAAGCCAGUACUUCUGGUCGUCGUCCCAGUGUCCGCGUCAAACUUACUCCAGCUGCGAAGAAGCGCCAUAACUUUAAGGCGUCGCCCGAUGGUCAAGGGCUACAAAUUUCCGACGUUGGAUCAAGGCCUGGAAGCAGACAGGAUCGCCGGCCAUCGCACACUCAACGGGUAUCGCUGUCUCCACACGUCGGGGAGGAUAGGAUGAUUAUGGGUGAGCCCAAUCACAACCGUUCUCUCUCCGGUGACCAGACGUCGGUCAUUUCUUCACAAACUUCCAAUGCGGACGAUUCUAAUCUGAGUCACUACCCGCUUAAUGUCACCGUCAUUCGAGAAGCCGGCAGUCCCCGAUCCACCUACAGCUCACCCCGCGAGAUGGAGGAAACCGAAAUUGCCUUCCGUACCCGCCGGCGACCGAACAAAUCUGGCACACGGAGCCAUACCGAGGGGUAUCAGAAGGAUGUGUUGAAAUCAGCGCAGAAGGGAAGGAGUAGAAGUGUUAGUAGGGAAAUUGAUGUGGCUGGAGAAGCAGGGCUGAAGACUGCCAAAUUGGGCCGGAGAAGAAGUCGAAGCUUGAGCAAGGAAAGAUUGUCCAUGUCCAAGGAGGAGAAGCAGAUGAUUGAACAGGGUGUGAUGGAGGGCCUUGAGAAAUUGCGUCUGCCCAAACAAGGAAAACAGGGCAGCCGCGGUGGAGGCAAAGCAGACGCAGAUCUAUUGAAGGCGCCUCGCAUGCGAAGUCGUAGCAGAAGCCGGGAUCGCGAGGUUGAUGAAAUUGCUGCUGAGAAGCUCCGUCAAAAACGGAAGGCGUCUACUGACGCGGAGCGGAAGAGGUCCGCUUCGAAUGUCACUAACCCAGCACUCCUUGAACUCGUCGAGGAUGCCAUCAAACGCAUGAUCCUGCCACAACUUAACGAGCUGAAAAGCGCUCAGAACCAAGCAAAGUUUGAACAAUCUCUCUCACCGACAUCAACGCUCGAUCGACAGGGAAGUACGAAACGGCCCGAUAAGACUCGUAGCAUGCCAGAUGUGAAACCUAUGGUUGUUCUAUCCCCCGACAUUGACCAAGGGAAUGGGCAAGGUGUAGUCAUUUCUGGCGGCGGCAGGGAUGGCGAUAAUCAAGAGGUAAUCGAUCAAUUUAUUGACAAAAUCCUUGUUAUUGCGGGUGGAAACGCUGAUUUGCUUUCACAAAAGUCUGAGGCGUCGUACCCGAGGGGGCCCGGGUUUGGUGGUGUGAGUCCAUCGGUUCAUUCAGUUGAGGAUGGGGAGGGUGUAUCUCUCGUUGGAGCUGUGCCUGCUCGUGGUAAUCGCGAGAGACUGGAGAUGCCGGAUCAUCCGGACCGACUAGAUACCCCGGGGACAUAUGCGGAGACCAGGGCAUCCAUUCUCUCGGCAAAUUCUGGGCUUCCCUACCCGAAUCAGAAUGGGAUGCCGGCCUCUGGAAACACUCCCCCACCAGUUCCGAAAUCAGAGUUCCCAGUGUUUAGUGAGCUGAAUCUUCGCUCGAGGGCAUCGAGCAUUGUUUCCGAACGUACCGGCCUUGAUGACCAUCGAUCGAAUGCGAGCAAGCGGUCCCUGGCUGGCGAGAGGGGCAUAAAUGAGCCAAGCAUUGUUAGCUUUGCACCGGUUGGAGAUGAGGAAGACGGCAGGGAUGACAUUAGCUCGGUAUCGUCUGGUUCGAGACGGAGUAUUGGUUCGCCAACAACCCUAGCCCCGGGAGAUGCUGCUGUUUCGAUCUUAUCCAUGAGUUCAACACAGAGCACCAAGCUAGCUAAACAGAGGAGAAAAGGAAAAGGAAAGGGUGGCGAAAUGUCUGGAAUUAACGAGGCUGAUUACCACGAAACAUCUGGAGGGAAUCAGGUGGUCAAUGAUUAUUUUGCCCAAGUGCGGGAGAUGGCUCAAUCUAAGGCACUGCAGGAACCGAGAAUGCAUGACACUUCUAUUGAGGCUCGGCAUGUCUCCACUUUUACUGGUAACGAUUUCGAUGAUAGCCACAUGGAGAAGUUUGAUGGCCAACAAGUAUUCUCUCUUGGCGCCAACCCAUCCAUGAGAUCAACUCCAGUAGUCGCUGAUUCCGUUCAGCCGUCCGUCCUCGACGCUCCUUCCAACGUCGGCUCCAACCUCUCCCAUCGUCAAAGUCCUCUUCCUCAGUUAGCUGCGAGUGCACUACCAGAGUUUGAUGAUCCGAUGCCUGAGUAUGGGCGCAUGGCCGAGGAUGAUGAAGAGAUCAACACCAACCCCUCAAUAAUACAGGGCCCCGGACGUGAGCCCGAAGACUGGCGUUUCGACCCGCCAGCUCAGUCGGCCAAUGAGCUUCAUCUUGGCGGCGACCGUGGGAUGGGUGCAGAUGACAACUUACCCCCAUCGCUUAGAGCAGGCCAAGGCAUGUCACCAACUUCACCAGCACUUAAAGACGAGGGCUACAUCUCUGCAGCAAAUCCGGGGAUGGCCUCGCCUAGUCCUAUGACGCCUGUUCAAAACGUGGGUGAUCCGUCUAUGGGGAUGGGAGCGAUACGUGGCACCGGUUCUGAGGACGACAACUAUUCAUAUCACGGUCACGCAAGGAUGGCAAGCGGGAAUUCUCACGGAAUGCCUUCACCAUUAUAUGACAGCUCGACAGGUAGGGGUAUCGACAGAAUUCAGUCAAGGGACAUCGUCGCUUUGAUGGAUCACCUCACCGUUCGCGAUGCGCAACGAAACGCGCGAGACACCGAGAUUUUAGUCACUCUUGUCCGGAGCGCAGCGGAGAUGAGGAACUCUUUCGAAGAUAUGAAAAAGACUCUUGAAUCGCAACAACAUGCAAUCAUAGAUGGCGUCGACCAGAAUACCGAGAGAAGUGUUCAGAAGGUCCUUCAAGGGCCGCGACCACUACCCCCAUCCGCCCCUAGAGCACCUCGAUAUCCCAAGAACGACGACGAUGCUGAGGAUGAGGGCCCGGCUAAGAGACGCAAUGUUUUCCGCAGAGCGCUUAAGGGGCUCAGCAUGAGAAGCUCCAACGACUUACAAAGGAUCGAAGAGAUGCUGCAGACUCUUUUGGGAGAAGUGGAGGGAUUAAAAGGAGGCCAGAAUUUUUAUCAGCAAAGCUUGCUGCAAAGUCAGAGUAUGGGAACCUUCGACGCCAUGAAAAGUGUAACUGAGGGCCAAGAUACCAACCCAAAUUCUUCAGGUGGGAAUUCAGGAUACUGCAGCGGCGCCCCUUCCAAGCAACCCAGCAGCUCCAGAAUUUACCAAGACGAGCGACCGCAUCAACCCACCCGCAUUUCCCCGAUAGAGGAAGAUACCGCUCUUCGAACUCCACCACGCUCGAGAGGAGGCUCCAUCCCUCUCGAGACACCUCCCGAUGCCAGGGCCCCGCCAACGGCUUUCAGCAAUGAGAACACCCCGACGAAGUCCGAGAAGCACCAAAAGCGCGAAUCGAAUUCUUCCUCGCUAAAUCCUAAGAAUAAAUCUAGGUGGUCGGAGACUACCGCGUCUUCGGGAUUUAGAGCAAUGUUCGGGCGUGGUAAUCGUGGUGAAUCUAGGUCUGAUGUUGAUCUCUAUGACCCUUCCAUUCCGAAGGACAUGCAGCAGGGAUCGGCAUACUCGGAGGAGCCAGCAGAGAGAGCACACUCUCCUCAUCCUCCACCCUCAUCCAGAGAUACUGAUGCCCCGAUAAAUCACUCUAACCGCAGGUCUCUUGAAGUGCACCAUCCUCAACCUCGCAUCCCGUACAACCACCAACUGGAAGCGCAGGCACAACAGCUCUUGGCCAAUGGAGUCAUUCCUAAUUCGCCUGGCAUGAAUGCCUCUACCUCGAGUCUUGGGACCUUGCCACCUUUGGGCCCUGGUGGAUUUUCGAAUGGGAAGUUGGUGUCUCCUCUGGCUCGGGAUGCCUAUGACCAGCACCGCCAGCAGCUCCAGCAGCAGCAACAGUCACCUAAGGGACCAUCCAUCCCACCCAGGGUUAAAGAGGACCCUAUUACGCCUGCCCCCACGGGUGACGAUCCUUCCGUCACUUCUCGAUCCGAUAGAAAGAAGAAGCAUCGGGAAAGAGACGAAAAUGGAAAGAAGCCCAAGAGGACUGAGGAGGAGAAGGCGGCACGCCGGGAGAGGAAGGAGAGGAAGGCGCGUGAGAGAGAAGCAGCAGGACUUGAUUCUGUUUCAUCCACCUCCAGGAAGAAGUCGCGGGAUCAGCUGUCCCUCGAUGGUGCUACUGGGCGUCAUGGAGAUGUUGUUUCUCCACUUUCCGCCAGAUCACCUUCCAUUCAGUCCAGAUUGAAUGGACCUCGUCCUCUAUCGAGCAAUAGCAAUAAGGAGAAUACCCGAAGACAUAGACACCAGGGUUCACAGGGCACCGUUGAUACCUUUGGCAAUCCAGAAUAUGAUAACUACGGCUCCUACCGAUGAUCUUGAUGCAUAACCUUCUUGAGCGAUUGAUGUUUUUUUUUCCUACCUGGUCUCUUUGUUUUGCUUUGUUUAUUUCAUCAUGUGGGCGAAUGCUCAAUUUUUCUCUAACGAUAUCCUCUCCCUCGCCCCUUCUCUUGUUCACGGGGUGCAAGCACUUUUUCUCUUCCCUCUUUUUUUCACUCAAAGUUUCGUGAUCUUUACAAAGCGAAAACAAAGUUUUCACCAUUAGUCGUAGUUACCCGCUAUUGCCAUUUAUACCACUAGCUUUUUUCCUUUUUUUUUCCCCUACCCUCUUUCGUCUUUCCUUCUGUUCUUUCCCCUUUGCAAAAACUAGCGAGGCACGCCUUGUCUUAUUUGUCUGUUCGAUUUGGAGUGACUGACCGGGCGAAAAAACAAUUGGAAAAAAGUCAUCGAUUUAUCAUAAUGCACUUUUCCCUUCCUUCCUUCCUACUUUCCUUCUCUCUUUUUUUCUCUGCCAACCAAAAAGAAAAUCGAAGAAAGUCCAAAAAACUGGAGUUUGGGUCUUUUGUUCUUUUUCUUUUUUCUUUUUUCUCGCUUCAUAGUGUCAUUGUUAUACUUCUCCAUGGGGUUGAAAAGUAAAGGAAAAACAAUUGAGAACGAGACCUCGGUAUGAGAAAAAGUUUGUAGUUGAUUGUAUUUUUUUCUUCUACCCUUUCUCUCCCUCUGGUUAGUGAAAAGUUAGAUGGGUGAUUCGUGAGGUGGGCGGAGAUGGACGCAUGCAUGCAUGUACUCGUACUCUAUGUAUGUAAUGUCAUUAAUUUUGGGAUGAUUGAAUGAUAAUAUGGUACGAACGCCCUUAUGAACCA
Molecule: messenger RNA, 5411 nt
Organism: Tuber melanosporum (Perigord truffle)
Lineage: Eukaryota; Fungi; Ascomycota; Pezizomycetes; Pezizales; Tuberaceae
Exons: 5
Coding region: 1-4584 (1527 amino acids)
Source: RefSeq, a predicted model, not a curated record